AUGGAGGUGAAAUCCAUCGUCCUUGGUGUGCAGGGGAUGACAUGCAAUUCCUGUGUUCAGACCAUCGAACAGCAUAUUGGGAGGAUGAAUGGCAUCCAUAACAUCAAAGUAUCUCUAGAGGAUAAGAAUGCAGUCAUCAUUUAUGACUCCAAACUGCAGACUCCAGCAACACUGCAGGAAGCAAUAUAUGACAUGGGAUUUGAUGCUACAUUAGCUGAUUCAAACCCACAACCUGUUUUACUUGACACUAUUUUUCUUACAAUUCCUACUCAGUCAUCUCUAAGCUCUAAACAGAUUUGCAGCACACUGCUAAAGAACAAAGGUGUUGUGGAUGUUAAAAUGUCCUCUGAUCAGAAAACUGCAGUGGUGACGUUCAUUCCUUCCGUUGUAAAUGGAAAGCAGGUUAUGCAAAUGGUCCCAGGGGUGGAUUUAAGUAUCUCUGCACCAGAGGUAACGCCUGGAACUUGUGAAAGCUCCAGCUGGUCUCAAGCAAGUAGCGUUGUGCUGCGCCUGAAAGUAGAUGGGAUGACCUGUCACUCCUGCACCAGCACCAUCGAGGGGAAGAUUGGCAAAUUGCAGGGAAUUCAACGGAUUAAAGUGUCCCUGGACAAUCAGGAAGCUGUUGUUGUCUACCAGCCUCAUCUGAUUACAGCAGAAGAAAUAAAGCAUCAAAUUGAAGCUGCUGGUUUCAUAGCAUCUUUCAAAAAGCAGCCUAAACCCCUCAAGCUCAGUGCCAUUGACUUAGAGAGGCUGAGGAAUGCUCAGACCAAAGGCUCCGAGACAGCACUGAAAGAAACCUCAAGUAUGAAUGACACAAAGACAGUUGUAUUCAGGGUUGAUGGCAUGCACUGCAGUUCAUGUGUCGUCAACAUUCAGAGCACCAUAUCGGCACUCCCAUCAGUAACAAGUAUAGUUGUUUCAUUAGAGAAGAAAUCUGCUAUUAUAAACUAUAACCCAAACUUAAUUAGCAUAGAAGUACUGAGAAGAGCCAUAGAGGCAGUGUCUCCAGAGACAUUUAAAGUCAGCCUUCCUGAGGAAUACGACAACGUAGCACUUUUCCCCACACUGGUGUCUACAAUGAAGUCUCCUCAUCCAGCUUUGAAGGAUGCCAGCCAGCCACUUACUCAAGUUGUUGUAAUAAAUAUUGAGGGAAUGACUUGCAACUCCUGUGUGCAGUCCAUUGAGGGAGUCAUAUCCCAAAAGGCAGGUGUCAAAUCUAUUCAUGUGUCUCUCACAAACCAUAAUGGGACUAUAGAAUAUGACCCUCUGCAAACGUGCCCAGAAGACUUGAGAUCUGCAAUAGAGGAUAUGGGAUUUGAUGCAUCUUUACCAGGUAAUGACAUCUUAAACUUCUACAUUUCAAAGGAUUCUCAGCCCUCUCCUGAAGUGCAGCUGGAAUCCCACAGAACUGAGCCUCCCUCCAAAGUGUCACCAGCCCAUCCUGUGAGGCAAGAGACAAAGACUGUAUCGAAGUGCUAUGUCCAGGUCACAGGAAUGACAUGUGCUUCAUGUGUGGCCAACAUUGAGAGAAAUCUGAGGAGAGAGGAUGGAAUACAUUCCAUACUUGUUGCCCUAAUGGCAGGGAAGGCAGAAGUGAGGUAUAAUCCUGCUGUCAUACACCCUUCAGCGAUUGCAGAGCUCAUCCGGGAACUGGGAUUUGGAGCUACUGUGAUGGAAAACUGUGGUGAAGGAGAUGGAAUUCUGGAACUUGUUGUGAGAGGAAUGACGUGUGCUUCUUGUGUACACAAAAUAGAAUCCACCCUCAUGAAGACUAAUGGUGUUUUAUAUUGUUCAGUAGCUCUGGCAACCAACAAAGCACACAUCAAAUAUGAUCCUGAGAUUAUAGGUCCUCGAGAUGUUAUACAAGUGGUAAAGGAUUUAGGCUUCACCACUUCCUUAGUCAAAAAAGAUAGAUCUGCUAGUCAUCUAGAUCACAAGCAGGAAAUAAGGCAGUGGAAAAGGUCUUUUGUUGUGAGUCUUGUUUUCUGCAUCCCUGUCAUGGGGCUGAUGAUCUACAUGAUGGUGAUGGACAGUCAGCUUUCAGAUGCUCAUGCACAUCACAACAUGAGCAGUGAGGAAAUGGAGGCUCUUCACUCCUCAAUGUUCCUGGAAUACCAGCUCCUACCAGGAUUGUCUGUUAUGAAUUUUCUCUCCUUUUUACUCUGUGUCCCAGUACAGAUGUUUGGAGGCUGGCACUUCUAUAUCCAGGCCUACAAAGCAGUGAAGCACAAAACUGCAAACAUGGACGUGCUUAUUGUACUGGCAACCACCAUUGCCUUCGUGUACUCACUUGUUGUUCUUCUAGUUGCAAUGGCUGAGAAAGCAAAAGUGAACCCUGUAACUUUCUUCGACACACCUCCUAUGCUGUUUGUGUUCAUCUCCUUGGGCCGGUGGCUAGAACAUGUUGCAAAGGGUAAAACAUCAGAAGCACUGGCAAGACUAAUUUCAUUACAAGCUACUGAAGCUACUAUUGUUACCUUGGGCCCCGAUAACGUUCUUUUAAGUGAAGAGCAAGUUGAUGUUGAACUGGUUCAACGAGGUGAUAUUGUGAAAGUGAUCCCAGGAGGCAAAUUCCCAGUGGAUGGUCGUGUUAUCGAAGGACACUCCAUGGUAGAUGAAUCUCUUAUCACAGGUGAAGCGAUGCCUGUGACUAAAAAACCUGGCAAUACAGUUAUUGCAGGUUCUAUUAACCAGAAUGGAUCACUGCUGAUUUCAGCAACCCAUGUUGGAGCUGAUACAACUCUGUCCCAGAUCGUUAAACUGGUGGAGGAGGCUCAGACCUCAAAGGCUCCUAUCCAGCAAUUUGCAGACAAACUUAGUGGCUACUUUGUGCCUUGUAUUGUGGCUGUCUCUGUGGUUACCCUUUUUGCCUGGAUUAUAAUUGGUUUUGUGGAUUUUGAAAUAGUAGAAAAAUACUUUCUGGGUUACAACAAGAGCAUUUCUGCUGCCGAAGUGAUAAUCCGGUUUGCUUUCCAAGCCUCCAUCACGGUCCUGUGCAUUGCGUGUCCCUGUUCUCUGGGAUUAGCCACCCCCACGGCUGUGAUGGUUGGUACUGGAGUAGGAGCCCAGAAUGGAAUACUGAUCAAAGGAGGAGAGCCCCUGGAGAUGGCACAUAAGGUGAAGGUGGUUGUUUUUGACAAAACUGGUACUAUUACUCACGGGACCCCAGAAGUGACACAGGUGAAGUUUCUAGUGGAGGGCAACCAGCUACCACAUAACAAAAUGCUGGCCAUAGUGGGGACUGCAGAGAGUAACAGUGAGCAUCCUCUUGGAGCAGCAAUUACAAAAUACUGCAAGAAGGAACUGGACGUGGAAACCCUUGGGACAUGUACAGACUUUCAGGUAGUCCCAGGCUGCGGCAUUAGUUGUAAAGUCACCAAUAUUGAAGGAUUACUCUGCAGGAAAAAUAAAAUGGUUGAAGAAAACAAUAUGAAAAACGUGACACUGGUGAAAAUUGAGGAAAACAUGGAGGAAUCGGUGCAGCCUGCUUUGAUUAUUGAUGCUGAGCUACCAGCUACUAGGACUUCUCAGAAAUACUCUGUUCUCAUUGGGAACCGGGAAUGGAUGAGCAGAAACGGCCUUGUUGUGAAAAAUGAGGUGGAUAAAGCCAUGAUGGAACAUGAGCGGAGAGGUCGCACAGCAGUUCUAGCAGCUGUAGAUGGAGUACUUUGUGGUUUGAUAGCUAUUGCUGAUACUGUGAAACCAGAAGCUGAGCUGGCUGUCUACACUCUGAAGAGUAUGGGAUUAGAAGUUGUCCUGAUGACUGGUGACAACAGCAAAACUGCAAGAUCUAUUGCCUCUCAGGUUGGCAUCACCAAAGUGUUUGCAGAAGUUCUCCCCUCCCACAAAGUAGCCAAAGUGAAACAGUUGCAAGAUGAAGGAAAGCGGGUGGCCAUGGUUGGAGACGGCAUCAAUGACUCCCCAGCUCUUGCUAUGGCCAAUGUGGGAAUUGCCAUUGGCACGGGUACUGAUGUAGCCAUUGAGGCAGCUGAUGUGGUUCUAAUUAGGGAUGACUUGAUGGAUGUGGUAGCAAGUAUAGAUCUAUCAAGGAAAACUGUGAAAAGGAUCCGGAUCAACUUUGUCUUUGCUCUAAUUUAUAAUCUCAUUGGAGUUCCCAUAGCUGCUGGUGUUUUCCUGCCCAUUGGUUUGGUUCUGCAGCCCUGGAUGGGAUCUGCAGCCAUGGCUGCCUCCUCUGUUUCUGUUGUGCUUUCUUCUUUGCUGUUAAAGAUGUACCAGAAACCAAGUCCUGAGAAACUUGAGUUCCGGGCCCGUGGCCAAAUGAGACACAAGAGCCCAUCGGAAAUCAGUGUCCACAUUGGAAUUGAUGAGACUGGGACAGGCUCACCUAAACUGAGUUUAAUGGAUCGAAUCAUCAACUACAGUAGAGCCUCUAUAAACUCUCUCUUUUCAGACAAGCGUUCAGUGAACAGUGUAGUUCUUAGUGAACCAGAUAAGCAUUCACUUUUGGUGGGAGAUUUUGGAGAAGAUGAUGACACAGCAUUGUGAAAGACUUGCCCCUUCCCUCCCACCCCUGCCAAGCAAAAAAGCCCUGAAGCAAAACAGAAAACCAACCAAGACAGCUGCCUAGAUAUCUGUGCAUGUACUGAUCAUUUCUGGAGGGCUUUUCAGAUGUAUUGCUCCUUGCAGAAAGCUGUUUGGGUUUUUUUCAGUGACUUUCCAGGGUUGUUUCUUUGUUUGGUGGGAUUUGUUGAGUUUUGUUUUCUGGUUUUUAAAAGUCAUGUUUAGUACUGUGCUAAAAACUUUCAAAUGACUGCAUCUGCAAAAUGCUGAAGGUUCUGUUUGCAGAUGGAUGUGCCUUACUUCAGAACUUCCAGGACCCCUCUAAUUCCCACAGCUUGCCUUCUACCAGGAAUGGUUCCUCUCAAAUGCCUUUUCUUUAUACAGACAUCUGGUUCCAGCUUUUUACACUCCCAGCCUCAAAUCAUCUCACUGUUUGUGAUCUGGAUUCCUGCAAAGCAGAGAUAACGGAGAGGUUUGGGCUUUGCUUUGACAUCAUACCAAUGUUUAACUCUACACAUCCAUGCCCCAGUACACUCCUACUACUAAGAUUGUCUGCUUGAAGGUUGAAUGCUUUGGGAGGUUUGCUCAUUCUCAGCCUCUCCUAAGCCAAAAAUUCCUGCAGCAUCUUAAUGCAGUAUGAAUGUGAUGUAAUAUAGCAGAAAUGUUUAGCUUUUAAGAAGGCAGCAACAUAGUUAGUGCUCACUACCAGUAUCUACUAGCACUCCGUAAGUGAACCAGAAUAGACUGCUGUCACCACAGAUUGCCUUUACAAUCUUUACAGUGCAGUCUUUGCAGAUAUGACACCAUCAAAUAAUUAAUUGUGUCAGAUACUCCACUAACAGCAAUUGCUUGUAAAGAUACUGAGUGUAUUUAUACCAGGAAUGGUUCAGAAUCUUCUCCAUAGAUUGAUCUAAACCUCCUUUGCUUGGACUGUUUAGAUCCAGGCUUUCUGAGUUAAGACAAUCUUUGUUACUGAAGUAUCAGAAUACAGGGUUUGAUCAUUAAAUUAUUAAUACUAAAAAUAUUCUCAGUGAGAAAGAGGUGUUCAUCACCCAGUUUCUACCUACCUGUUUGUUACUCAGUAUGCCUUGUUUAAAUCUCUACUGAGGUGGCUGGCUGCAGCAAUUGCUAGGUUCAGUAAUGGUGAAUUGCAUUACAAAAUACAGUUCAUGGUGUAAACAUGCAAUUCUAAUUUGUACUUGUAGAGUAGAAAUACUCGGUUUGGAGAACAAUAAGGAGAUCUCUGUAAUGUUCUAGUUUUUAACCUGAAGUCUGAUGUCAGCGCAUAGAUUGUGUAUGUAAGAUUUCAUAAGUAAAUAGCUUUUGGAUUUUAUCUGAGAACAGAACAAUACCAGUGUGUGGAAACAGAAGAGUUGUGCUAUGGAAUGUGUUUUUAGUAAAUCAGUGUGCUUGAUAUCUUGCAGUGAGGAGAACAUCAUCUUUUGUUGCUGCUACUAGUUUAAGAAACAACAUAUUUCUUUUGCAGGUUUUAGGUUCUUAAUAUCUCUAUGUGAAUAUAGGUAAUAUUUUAAAUUGGAUUACAUUUAUCUAUGUCUAUAUUGUAGUGUUAAGAAAUGCUGAAACAGAUUACUUGCAAAGUCAUUCCAUAAGAUGAUGUUCUCAGUUUUCAGCAGCAAAGUUGUUUCUUACAAAGCAGAUAGUUACCUGGUCGUACAAUGGUGGGUUUUAUUCUUAGUUCUCUACAACUAUGUUUCCAAAGACUUCUGUUUUCUUCUUUAUCCACACUUGUUCUCAGUGUUCUUGGCAAGGUUCUGCAGAUGAAAGGGGGAUCUCUACAUACAGUUGUCUGGAUUGUGCUGACCACUGGUCUUAAUCAUGCAGUGAAGACACCAGGUACAUCCAGACACCCCAUGCUUUCAAGAAGUGGGGGAUUUCACUUCUGCAGGUGCUGGUUAUGGUUUGUAUAGUGUGUAAAUGGCAGGCAUCAUGUUCUUCCUGCAGGAAAUGGAGUAGUAAUUUAGAGUUAAAUUCCUGGUUGGGAGGUAAAGCAGCAUGAAGAAUUUGUUAAAUUAUUUCCAAGUAUAUUUUUAGAGCACUUUGGUUUCUGCAUUUUGUUGUGCAAAUUGUAGGUAGGCCGAAUGUUUAGUGGAGUGCUGGUUUCGUUGCCAACUUUUUCCCAGUGCGGAUGUUUUUCUAGGCUUUUCCGUUUUCUCUGAAACCUGGCAUUUGUCCAGUUACAGCAAAAUAAGGUUACUUUAAAAAGCAGGAUACUUAAUGAGGUGUGGAGAUGAUUAUGGGGGAAUAAGGAGCAGUAAAAUGCUGGCUGAGAGGGAAUGGGAUAGCAGCCUUUAAGUACAGUCAGAGGAUCAAACUCAGGAGAGGAAAUUGCCAAGUUAAAGACCAGUGUAUAAAUAAGGUGCUUGUGAUCAAUCAAGGCUUCAGUUGAGGUGAAGCUUUUUCACUCUAACAGCUGUUAGUCUGGGAGCCAGCUUCUGUUAUAGGUAGAAGGCAAAAUGCUGUUGCACUUCUCAAAGAGGCUUGUAUUAUGGGAUGCCAGGAACAGCAGUGGUCAGGACUUUCCAACCCAGGAAAUCCAUCUCCAUCCAGUUCUCCUCUUUAGGAAAAUCUGUCUGGACUUGUCUUUUGAACUUGAAUUUAGUACUUGGUGUUUAAGUAAUGUGUAGCUGAUUAAGAAAUCCAGAGUCCAGAUCUUUGUCCAACACUCCCUGUCCAAAAGUGUGAUAUUGACUCACAGAAUGUUUGUCUUGUUCUUAAAAUAUUAUAUAAGGUGCUUUAUGUUGAAGAACCAAAUAUUGUUCAGAUUGAAUGUACCGUGCAAGUGGAGUAAUGUGGGAGCUACAUGUGUUUUCCCAAAUGUAAAUGUUUUAAUAUGUAAAUAGUUGCUCCUGUUGGAGACAGUCUGGAUUCAUAAAUUGAAAUAUCACAUGGAAAUGUGAGUUUCACAUCCAAUUGUAUUACUGCUUUGUCUAUUUUAUUGUUUUCUGUACCUAGCUAUUUAUAAAACCUGUGCUCUAUUUAAAAAACAAAGUACGGAUGCUCCAGGCUUUAAAGAUUGCUCCUUGAAUCUUACCAAUAAACUUUUAAAAGAGUAAACACUUGACAUUUUAUAUGAAGAAGAGUGGGAAGCUGACACAACACAAUGGAAUCAAGAGAGCAUUUCUAUUUAUUAAAACCUGUUUUAUUUUUUUGUUUAGAACUUCCAGUGGAAUGUUUUAAACCUGAUGGGUUUUUUAAUCCAUUUUGGUGUGAAGAAUGGGGAAAUGAGUGUGUUGAGGAACGUUAGUGCUGUUACAUUUCUUUAUCUCUGGCAACAUGCAGUUUCACAGUUCUUUCAAGACUCUGCUUCCAUCAUUGUAAUGGCAAUUAUGAGCUAUAUAAUAAAAAUACACCAUCC
This is a messenger RNA of Melopsittacus undulatus (budgerigar), 7897 nucleotides long. RefSeq names its product ATPase copper transporting alpha (gene ATP7A). Gene Ontology annotation, molecular function: ATP hydrolysis activity; ATP binding; copper ion binding. The record is from RefSeq and is a predicted model, not a curated record. The transcript has 22 exons. The coding region runs from base 1 to 4506 and encodes 1501 amino acids. NCBI's taxonomy places the organism in Eukaryota, Metazoa, Chordata, Aves, Psittaciformes, Psittaculidae. Gene Ontology annotation, cellular component: membrane. Gene Ontology annotation, biological process: copper ion homeostasis; monoatomic cation transport.